Molecule: messenger RNA, 879 nt
Organism: Exophiala aquamarina CBS 119918
Lineage: Eukaryota; Fungi; Ascomycota; Eurotiomycetes; Chaetothyriales; Herpotrichiellaceae
Exons: 2
Coding region: 1-879 (292 amino acids)
Biological process (GO): intracellular protein transport; SNARE complex disassembly
Cellular component (GO): vacuolar membrane; SNARE complex
Molecular function (GO): soluble NSF attachment protein activity; syntaxin binding
Source: RefSeq, a predicted model, not a curated record
AUGGCCACCGAUCCACGAGCAUUACUACAAAAGGCCGAUAAAGCCGUACAGGGUGCAACAGGUGGCUUCAGUCUCUUUGGUGGACGUGGUGAGAAAUGGGAAAAUGCCGCCGAUUUGUACACACAAGCUGCAAAUGCCUUUCGAGUUCAGAAGCAGAACCAUGAGGCUGGCCAGGCAUUUGAGAAAGCGGCGCAAAUCCAACAAACUAAAUUAAACGAGCUAGACGACAUGGCCAAUACAUUAACCGAAGCAUUCAAAGUCUACCGAAAAGAAUCGCCUCAGGAUGCCGCUCGUGUCCUCACAACAGCCAUCGGACACUACACAUCAAAAGGUAAUUUCAGAAGAGCAGCCACCCACCAACAGAACCUGGCAGAGGUAUACGAGAUGGAGAUUGGCGACCAGAAGAAAGCCCUCGCGGCCUACGACACCGCCGCGCAAUGGUACGAGUCUGACAACGCUGAGGCCCUCGCAAACAAGCUGUACCUGAAAGUGGCAGACCUCGCGGCCUUGGAGGGUGACUAUCAGAAUGCAAUCAAUAAACUCGAAGCCGUCGCUAAAACUAGUCUGAACAACAAUCUCAUGAGAUGGAGUGUUAAGGACUACUUUCUCAAAGCUGGCAUCUGCCACCUAGCCGCUGGAGACCAGGUUGCGACCAGACGCGCACUCGACCAGUAUCGGGAGUUGGACAACUCAUUUGCAAGCACGAGGGAGAACAUGCUCUUGACGGAUCUGGUGGGCUGUUGUGAGGAGGGCGAUCAAGAAGCCUUUGCCGAUAAAUUAUUCCAAUUCGACCAGCUGAGUAAGCUCGACAAGUGGAAGACAACGCUCCUCCUCAGGGUUAAAAAUGCGAUCGAGAGCCAGGAAGACGACUUCGCGUAG